Molecule: messenger RNA, 2420 nt
Organism: Telopea speciosissima
Lineage: Eukaryota; Viridiplantae; Streptophyta; Magnoliopsida; Proteales; Proteaceae
Product: pentatricopeptide repeat-containing protein At2g29760, chloroplastic-like
Exons: 1
Coding region: 37-2043 (668 amino acids)
Biological process (GO): RNA modification
Molecular function (GO): RNA binding; protein binding
Source: RefSeq, a predicted model, not a curated record
UGAAUUUCUGGCAGUGACUGAAUUUCCUCCAAAGCAAUGUAUAAAGACCCAGCUAAUCACAUAGCAUUGGACAGUUCUGAGAAUUUCAUCAUUCCUGGUUAUUUUUUAUGCUCAAUAUUGCAGUCCACAAUGAGAUCAACCACCAUAACAAAACUACUCAAGUUAGGCGGUUCACAUCUUUUCCUGAUAAAGAAUUGUUCAGACAUGAAAGAAUUAAUGAAGUUCCACUGUCAGUUUAUCACAAAUGGGCUUUCCAAUGAAACCAUCUUUCUCAGCGCCCUUCUCUCCUUCUCUGCAAUCUCUGUUGCUGGGGACUUGGGUUAUGCUCGAUUAGUUUUUAAUCACAUAGAUUCACCUAAUGUGUUCAUGUUCAAUACCAUGAUUAGAGGGUAUGCUUGGAGUGCUACACCUCAUGAAGCCAUCUCUCUUUAUAUUCAAAUGCUCAAUUCUGGAUUAUUUCCUAAUAAGUACACAUUCCCAGUCAUGGUCAAAGCCUCAUCAAGAAUUUCAGACCCAAUUGGUGGAAAAGCCAUCCAUGGUUCCAUAAUCAAGUUUGGAUAUGGUUCAGAUAUCUAUGUUUUGAAUUCUCUCAUGCAUAUGUACGAGAGACUUGGGUUGUCAAAUGCAAUCUUCGACCUAUUUGAUGAAAUUUCUGAACCUGAUGUAGUCUCAUGGAAUGUUGUUAUUGAUAAUUUUGCCCAACAUGGUUACCUUAACGAGGCCUUGACUGCAUUCACUGAAAUGUGUUGUUCUGGGGUUGAACCAAACGCAGUUACAUUUCUUGGUCUUAUGUCUGCCUGCUCCAAAUCACAGAACUUGUAUCUGGCAAAGUUGAUCCAUGGAUAUGUUAUGAAGAAAGAUAUGCAGGUUACUCCAAAUCUUGAAAACGGUUUACUUGAUAUGUAUGUAAAAGUUAGAGAUGUGGAAUCUGCUAGAAGACUGUUCAAUAUGAUGCCUGAGAAAUCAGUCAUCUCUUGGACCUCCAUGAUUGAUGGUCUUCUGCGAGACGGGGAGGUGGAAAAUGCACGUUUAUUAUUUGAUCAGAUUCCAAGCAGGGAUACCACAUCUUGGAAUGCGAUGUUGAAUGGUUUUAUAUUGGCUGGAGACAUGAUCUCUGCAGAACAGCACUUCAAUAUAAUUCCUGAGAAGGAUUUGGUUUCAUGGAACAGCAUAAUUGUUGGGUUUGUUCAAAACAAGAGGUCUGUGAAUGCCUUGUAUCUUUUCAGGGUAAUGCAGAUUUCAGGAGUGAAGCCAGACCGAGUAACACUUGUAAGUGUUUUGUCUGUGGGUGGGUUUCUAGGUGCUCUGGACCAUGGUGAGAUGAUUCACUCUUAUAUGGAGAAACAGAACAUAAAAGAGGAAGAGGUUGAGGUGGCUCUAAUGGAUAUGUACUGCAAGUGUGGGGCUCCACCGGAAGCUGUAAAGAUGUUCCAUGGAAUGCUUAGGAAGACAGUGUUGGCUUGGAGUGCCAUGAUUGUUGGCUUGGCCAUGAACAACCUCGCCAAGGAUGCUCUGGAUUUCUUCUCUCAUAUGAAGAACGCUGGAAUAAAACCAAAUGAGAUAACAUUCAUCGGUGUUCUAUGUGCUUGCAGUUAUGCUGGCUUAGUUGAACAAGGUCGAUGGUUCUUCAAUGCAAUGAACCAGGUGUAUGGUAUCCAGCCAAGAAAUGAGCAUUAUGGGUGCAUGGUCGACAUUCUAGGCCGUGCAGGGCUGUUAAGCGAAGCAGAGAUGUUGAUUCAGAGCAUGCCCAUGAUACCCGAUGCAGGUGUCUGGGGAGCUCUACUUGGUGCAUGUAAGCUUCAUGGUGAGUUUCCCAUGGCUGAAAGGGUGGGCAAAAUCCUGACCGAAAUCGAUCCAUAUCACUCUGGGCGUUACGUUCUUCUUUCCAACAUCUAUGCUUCACAAAAGAGGUGGCACGAUGUGGAGAAUGUGAGAGAGAUGAUGAAAGCCCAUGGAGUCCGGAAGAAGCCUGGUUUCAGUCUGAUCGAGCUGCGAGGUAAGAUGCACCAGUUUCUGGUAGGGGAUACAUCAAUCGCACCCUGACACCAAACAGAUAUAUAUUUCAAUGGUGUGGGAGGAGAUAAGAGGUUGAAAGAUGCAGGAUACAGAGCAGACACAUCUCAACUUCUCAAGUGUUGUUCAACAUAGAUGAUGAAGAGGAGCAUGCAACUCCUACCAUAGCAAGAAGAUGGCUAUCGCUUUGGGACUCCUGAGGGAAGCCCCAGGCUGCCAUUAGAGUUGUGACGAAUCUUCAUGUGUGUGUGAUUGCCAUUCCGCCGCCAAGUCAAUCUCGAAGGUGUUUGACCGUGAAAUCAUCAUUAGAGAUUGAAAUCGUUUUCACCAUUUCAGAGGGGGUUCUUGUUCCUGCAUGGGUUAUUGGUGAAAUUACGGCUGCGUUUGGUAUGCAGUCUCAGAACGCA